AUGGCGGCAGCGGCGGCGCGGUGUCCGGGCGGGCGGUGGGCGCUGUGCUUGUGCCUGUGCGCGGCGCUUCUGCCGCGGCCGGCGCGGGGCCUCACCGACCGCCUCUACUGCGGCCGCCGAGUCUGCUACGAGGUGCUGGGCGUCAGCCGGCAGGCCAGCAAGGCGGAGAUCGCCCGCGCCUACCGGCAGCUGGCCCGGCAGUACCACCCCGACCGCUACCGCGGGGAGCCCGCGGGCGGCGAGGGCGACGAGGGCGGCGGGGCGCAGGCGGCGCACGAGAAGUUCCUGCUCAUCGCCGCCGCUUACGAGACCCUCAAGGAUGAAGAAACACGUAAAGAUUAUGACUACAUGCUGGAUCAUCCUGAAGAGUAUUACAGACAUUAUUACCACUACUACAGCAGGAGACUGGCACCUAAAGUAGAUGUCACAAUAGUGAUCCUAGUUACGGUGUGUGCCAUCUCCGUGUUUCAGUUCUUCAGCUGGUGGAGUAGUUACAAUGAAGCUAUCAACUACUUAGCUUCUGUGCCAAAAUACCGUAUACAAGCUACUGAGAUUGCCAAGCAGCAAGGUUUACUCAACAAGACUAAAGAAAAAGGCAAGAACAGGCGGUCUAAAGAAGAAAUCCGUGAAGAGGAGGAAGAAAUUAUCAAAGACAUUAUUAAAAAUAAAAUAGAUAUAAAGGGUGGUUAUCAAAAGCCCAAGAUAUAUGAUAUCCUUCUAUUUCAGAUCCUUCUUGCUCCUUUUUAUUGGUGCAAAUACAUAGUUUGGUACUGUUGGUGGAUUUAUUGUUUCACUAUUAAAGGGCAAGAGUAUGGUGUGGAAGAGAAGUUGUAUAUCAUACGAAGGUACAUGAAAAUGUCUCAGUCUCAGUUUGACAGCCUGGAAGAUCAUCAAAAAGAGACCUUUCUUGAACGGCAGCUAUGGAUACGAGAAAACUAUGAGGUCUAUAAACGAGAACAAGAGGAGGAGUUAAAGAAGAAGAUGGCCAUGGAUCCCCGGUGGAAGAGAUACCGGAGGUGGAUGAAAAAUGAAGGACCUGGAAGACUGACUUUUAUUGAUGAUUGAAAGUUGCUGAACAAAAUGCGUGCUAAUGCUGAAAAUGAUUCGCAAAACUUUUCAUCACAUCAUUCAGAGUUUUGUCUGCUGUGGCUUAGCAGUGAUUUAAAACUCAGGAACUAUUACAUCAGGCCGAAGCAUAAUACAGGUUUACCAUUUUUAUAAAUCAGGCCUAUUAAACAGGCUCAGCCUAAUGUAUAUAUGCCAUUCACUUGGGGAUAUCAGUGUGGAAUUCAUUAUUCCAAACAAUGUAUUUUUGCUAGAUUCUUCAUAUUCAUCAUCAAUGAAACCAUAACUCUAGCCUUUCUGAAAAUGUUUUUAGUCCAAACCUUGGCACAUCCGGAUUUUCCUCUUUAAACCGAAGGGUUCCUGCAAGUGGACACUGAAAAUGCUUGUAAAGGAUUCCGAACCAAGGACCGUUUUCUGUUUUCCUCUCUUUCCCCCUACUUUUCAAUCUGAUUUCUAAGAUGCCAAAUUGGUUUUUUUUCAUGUAAACAAUAUGGGGAUUAUACAAGACUACUGCUAUUCCUGCUUCACUUGGAAAUGGAUUUUAUUAUUUGUGGGAAUAAAUGAUGCAUGAUUGUUCAUCAUCGUGAUGCAAACAAGCCUUAAUUCUUUGUUCUACAGAGCAAUUCAUGAAAUAGUAUGCUUGGAUAUUUUGUGUUUUUUCAUUUUGUACCUUGGGUUAUACCUGCUUGUUCAGAACAAGUAUACCAGUGAAUAUUAGUCUAUUAAAUGUGACAUUUCUUUCACCAAAGUAUUGGUUAAAGGGAAAAUGACCCUUUUGUUAAAAAGGGCAAUUUUGAUGCCUUAUGUAAAUAAAAGUUUGUAUAUGCAGACUUAA
Molecule: messenger RNA, 1900 nt
Organism: Corvus hawaiiensis (hawaiian crow)
Lineage: Eukaryota; Metazoa; Chordata; Aves; Passeriformes; Corvidae
Gene: DNAJC25
Product: DnaJ heat shock protein family (Hsp40) member C25
Exons: 4
Coding region: 1-1065 (354 amino acids)
Biological process (GO): protein folding
Cellular component (GO): endoplasmic reticulum membrane
Source: RefSeq, a predicted model, not a curated record